This is a messenger RNA of Octopus sinensis (East Asian common octopus), 2302 nucleotides long. RefSeq names its product complement factor H-like. The record is from RefSeq and is a predicted model, not a curated record. NCBI's taxonomy places the organism in Eukaryota, Metazoa, Mollusca, Cephalopoda, Octopoda, Octopodidae. The coding region runs from base 27 to 2165 and encodes 712 amino acids. The transcript is spliced from 10 exons.
GUCAGAAGUUAAGGAACAGCAAAUAUAUGACCGUAUCUGUAGAUGUUGUUGAAGGAAUUGAGGAAAUGACUAUUGCAUGUAAUGAAGGAACCCAUGAACCAGCAGACAAUAUCACCAACGUUAUAUGUCUUCAGAAUAAAUGGGUUCCAUUUAUUCCUAAAUGCAGACCAAAUCCUUGCAAAGUUCCAGAGUUGAACAAUGGGCAUUACCAUUCCUCUUUACUUGGCAGAAUCCAGUCUGGCACUGAGAUGGAACAUGGUCAAACCAUUUAUGCCAAAUGUGAAAAUGGUUACGAAACAACAAAGUUUUAUUUCACUUCUUGUAAAUAUGGAGAAUUCAAGAACAUUGAAAACAUUUCUUGCGUAGAAAAGAGUUGUAAAUCUCUGAAGAAGAUAACUAAUGGCACAUUUGACGAAAUCGAAAAUGGUGAACAGCUUCCUUGGAUUCCUGGUACCAAAACUAAAGUAAUCUGUGAAAAUGGUUUCAUUCCCAAGAAUGGCAUCACCAAUGUUACAUGUCAGCGAGGAAGAUGGCAGCCUGAUGAACCAAGCUGCAUACCAAAAUCUUGUUUGCUGCCAUUCAUACCAAAUGGAUAUUUCUUAUAUAGAAAUCAUAAACAGAUACAAGACAAACUCAUCAAAAAUGGUACCGCUAUCAAGACGUUCUGUGAUUCAAACCAUAAUUUGAGUGGACCAAAGACAAUUGUCUGUACCUAUGGAAAAUGGUUACCAAAGGUUCCAGUUUGCCAAAAAUAUUCCUGCAUUCCUCUGACAAACAGCACCACUUCUCCCCUGGUUUUACUUCAAGACACUCACCACAGAAAGGAUCAAGAGAUUGGGUCAGUCUCUUUGUUCCAAGACCAGCUCCACCCACAUGGGACUGUUGUAAAACUAGCCUGUGACCCCAGCAAAUAUAAAUCUAAAAAUGGUGUUACAACCUCGACAUGUCUCAAUGGGAAAUGGACUGUGACUGACCUGGAAUGUCAACCAUUUUCGUGUCUACAGUUAAAAAAUGACAGUGUUUCUUCACCUUUGACCUUGAUUGGGUCAACUUCGAGGCUAAUGCUGCACUCAAGUACAGUGGAAUUACACUGCAAUCCACAGACAACCAUUCCUUUAAACAAUAACAUCCGGUCAGUUUGCCAGUAUGGGAAGUGGAUACCAAGUCUUUUGGAAUGUAAACCAAGGCCUUGUGUACUGCCAGAAUUCAAAGAGACAAGCUACAGAUUCCUGAACGACGAGCCAGUGGUAAACUUCACCAUUCCAAGUGGUACCUACAUCCAUGUGAUCUGUGAGAAGCCCCAUCUCAUACCCACAGUAGUGCUUUGUCACUACGGUAAAUGGGUGCUGCCAGUGCGUUCCUGUUUUGACGGUUCCUGCUACAUUAGCCAGAGUGAAAAUAUUGAUUUCUGGACAGACACGGGUUCCGGUGAAAUAAAUUUUAAAAAUUAUGUUCACAAUUCAACUUCUAUAAAGAUUUCUUGUAAAUUGAAUUCUCGGCUGUUGAAUGGAACAGUCAACAAAUUUACCUGUCUUGAAGGAGAAUGGAGCCCCCAUGAACCAUUUUGUGAAAAGAAACCUGUAAAGGCUCCAAAACUACUUAGGACUAAUCCCGUCUGCAAACAUCCAGAACAAGGAGACAAUGUUGUGUUUGUCUGGGACAAUGUUGAUUCCAGAUUCAAAGGAAACAGUUUCAUUGCCAAUGGAACCAGCUUCCAUGCUCGUUGUACUGAUGUCGGUAAUUUCCAGCUGUUGGGUUCCAAUUUCCUUUCAUGCCAGAAUGGUAUAUGGUAUGGAAAGUUACCAGUUUGCCAAAAAACUGAAGAAGAUGAAUCUGCGCCACCAAGAAUCUACAUCAACAUUACAACAACAUGGAGCGAUGAGAGAAUAAGAUAUGUAGUUACUGCAAAUGGAAGUGUUGUGAUCAACGCAGGCGACCGACUGCAACUCGGCUGUUCGCACAACCUGUACGAAACAAAAGACUUAGAAUGGGUGCCGCCAAAUGACAGCAUUCCGGUACCUGAAAGUAUCCCAGAAACUAUUGCUUCCAAUGUCACUGGUGUCCGCCUGCAUAUUUCUCAUUUCACACCAAAUAAUGUGGGACGAUAUAUUUGUAGAAUAAAAAACUCGUCGCUAUUUCAUUUUGUAAAGAUUAUAAUUUUGUGACCAUAAUAACAACGUUUUGAUAAUAUAGCAGAAGGAAGACAGUAAUAAAAUGUUUUGUAAAAUUAUUGUUUUAAUAAUAUGGUAUAAGAUUGUAAAAUAAUGUUUUGUAGACAUUAAAAUCAUGUUGUUGACAGAAA